AAAGAUGGUUAAGAUUAUAAUUAGUAAUCUCGAAUUACAAAUCGGAAGUUAUUUCACUGAAUGACUUAUAAUUGCGGAAAUCGAACAUUCAUCACCCGGAUAUUGAAAUCAACCCCAACGUCUUUUUAAUCGAGAGUGACCUAUUGCAAUGGCGACAAGUUAUAUUGUUGUGAAACUGAUGAUAUUUUUAAGGUUUGUGUCUGGAUUUAACAUUGAUGUAGAGCAAGCACUGAUUUAUACGGGAACCCCCGGUUCGUAUUACGGAGCGACUACGGAAUUGGUUUCCAAUGCUCAGGGAAAAUGGUUACUGGUUGGUGCGCCGAGACAGAAUUACUCCGGGAUCAUCAAGCCCGGCGCCAUCUAUCGUUGUGCGGUCGACACCAGUUCAGCGUCCAGAAGCUGCACAAUAAUGAAUAUCAGGGCCGCUGAGAGUGCCUUUCCUUCUAUCGAGUCUGAAGAAAACCAGGGCCUUGGCUUGAACAUGCUGGUAACGGACCAGAACCUCGUGGCGUGUUCACCUAUGUGGAAGGAGGCAGUGACGGCCGAUAUAUACUUUGCCUACGGCAAAUGCAGCGACAUACCCCUGAACAAUCUGAACACGAACAAUAACAAGUUAUUUCAAGUGCCGAGUAACCUCCGGAUUCUGAACGGUCGGAUACAUUAUGUUGCGGCCGAGUUCGGUUUCAGCAGCAGUAGGCGGACAGGGUUUAGCAACAAUGGGAUCGUUCUGGGAACCCCUGUCGUAUAUGAUUCCACUGGUGGAUUCGUUUUUUACCAAGAAGGCGCUGUUUCCAAUUUCUGGGAACGAUUUAACAUAAUGGAGAACGGAGCCAUAGACAAUCUGCGCUCAAUGUUCAGAGCUGGUGCAUAUUUAGGUUACUCUAUUGGGGCCGGAAUAUUUGGAAGCAGCGCCAGCCCAUCAGCCCCUCAAGUAGCCCUGGGUGCCCCAGGAUUUGCCAACAACGAGGGAACUGUAGGGGCUAUGGGGAUUUUCGAGAGAGAUGGAAGUAAUCUUCGCAUGAGGAAGUUAUUAAAUGGAAAAACGGUCGGUAGUGGAUUCGGACAGUCAAUGGUGGUAGCGGACUUCAACGGCGAUAACAGGGAUGACAUCGCUGUGGGGUCACCAAUGGAGGGAGAGGAUGGCAUGAACAACGUGGAUGUCGGGGCUGUGUAUGUUUACUAUGGAACCGGAAGUUCCUCAACAUACAUUGACAACGAACAGCGCCUGCGUGGAUCUGGGGCGGUGUCAGCACGAUUCGGCUACAGUGUUGCGAAUCCGGGGGACUUGAACAAAGACGGCUUUAAUGAUUUAGUCGUGGGGGCUCCUUAUGAAGACGACAACAAAGGUGCUAUUUAUAUCUUUAAUGGAGGAUCUCCCCAAAUGGACGCUACAUUUUCACAACAGAUUUUGGCAUCAAAACUCAACACGGAUCUUCGUGGAUUCGGAUUUUCCCUGAGCAAGUCCACAAUUGACGUGGAUUCCAAUACAUUUCUAGAUAUUUCGGUGGGAUCUCUCCUUUCUUCAAAUGCUGUUGUUCUCCGAACGCAAUCUAUCGCCAACAUCACUGUGACUCUGACGUUGAAUCCGGUUAAAAUUCCAUUGAAUUCAACGGGACUUGCAUGCAGAGGAAAUAACGACAAUCCAUGCACUUCCGUUCAGAUUUGUUUUAGCUACACUGGGGACGGACUAAAUAACGGAAUUUAUAUCGACUACACAUUGACCUCGGAUUCAGAUCGAACUGAUCUUAACGAUCGCCGCUUCACGUUUUACAUGAACAAUGUGGAUGGAGGAAAAAUUUACAAGAAAAUGGAACUCUUAAUCCGCAGUGGUGUGAAUCAAUGCGAAACUUUACACGCAAGAGCAGCUAUGACGGACAGGAAUUUUUUCUCACGGGUCAACGAUGAUCCCAUGUUUGACUUAACUUAUCAAAUCAGCAACAGAUCGGCGUCAGGCGAGGUGAAGCCGGUAUUGGACAGAAACCAGGCGUCAGACACUAAUAUCACGGGUGAGUUCCGAACAGAAUGUGACCCCGAGUGUAAGCCAGACCUAACAAUCACUGGACGUCCUCUGACAUCGUUGAUCACUGUGGGACGCACGCAGGAACUUGAAGUGGAGCUUCUCGUUAUGAAUUUGGGAGAUCCGGCGUAUGGUGCCUCGAUUUUGGUAUCCAACGACAUAAACGUGCCUUUAACAAGUUACGCAGUUUUGUUAGAGCAAGGCUCGGAGCGAAUGACAUGUGCUUCAGAAACAAACGGCACGCGAUGUGUGUUUGAAACAACGCCGCUUUAUCCACAACAGAGGGGUUUGGUCCGCCUUCGAUAUGACGUUUCAGUUGCUCGACUAUUAGAAAAGGGAUUACGGAAUCUUCCUGCGAAGAUCCAGAUCACUUCUACAGCAGAUGUAUCUGGAGACAUUAAUCCCAGCAAUAAUGUGAUUCAGAUGAGUACGGAUCUGCAACUGGAGGCAACGAUACAGAUGAUAGGUUCUUCGUCGCCUGACCAAGUGAGAAUGACUCCACAGAAACGCUCCAAACUCUUACUGUACCAGGCUUACUCGAUCAGUACACUAGGCCCAAGUCCCCUACCGGAAGUGAAGGUCGUGUUUAGUAUUCCAGUAAUCACAAACGGCAAAGUGAUUGUGCCCGAGUCAGAACUCAAAGUGACAGAGUUUACUCCCACUGACAAAUGCAAUAUGACGUCCUUCCCAACACUCGCUUCUGUGACGUCAUCACCCUCCAUCGGACAGCCUAGUGUGGUCAUCAACACAGAAAAUUCACUACCUUUAGGAUGUGAGGAAAGCGGUGUAGGUUGUGCUGUAUAUGAAUGCAAGAUUAGUGAAUUAACAGUUGAAAGUCUGCAUGGUUUCAUCAUCAAUGGCAAUAUUUCCGAAGAAAACCUCCCGGAACUCCAAGCGGGCAUUACUCAGAUUCGGUACUACACAACAGGAGUUGUCUACCCCUCAGAAACAUUAGGAAUCCCCCUUAAGUUGGCCUCCAAUGUCAGCUUCUCGGCAGUGCUUCCCAUCUUUCCGAAUGAUAUUACCCCAGCGCCCCAGGAACUUAACUUAUGGCCCCUGAUUGUGGGUCUUGUAGUGGGCGUCCUGUUGAUGGUACUAUUAGGAAUAAUUCUCUGGAAGCUAGGGUUCUUUAGAAGGAAAAAGAGAGAGGAACUGGACCAGUACAAGAGGAAAAGUUACGCCUACCAGAGACAAAGCCGCGCUUUGUUACGUGCCACUAAAGAUAUGGAUAAAUCGGAGAGAGAAAUAUUGUCUCAAUACUCGCAGAUAAAUUAGUUUUUUAUAUGUCUGUAAUAAAGAACGCAUGUCUAGCAAGUGUUUACAAUUUUGUUGAAAAAAAUGGUCUUAAAUACAGGUACAAGAAAAUUUUAAUAUGUACUGUUGAA
Saccostrea echinata is the source of this 3402-nucleotide messenger RNA. RefSeq names its product integrin alpha-4-like. The coding region runs from base 149 to 3292 and encodes 1047 amino acids. NCBI's taxonomy places the organism in Eukaryota, Metazoa, Mollusca, Bivalvia, Ostreida, Ostreidae. The record is from RefSeq and is a predicted model, not a curated record. Gene Ontology annotation, biological process: cell adhesion mediated by integrin; cell-cell adhesion; cell-matrix adhesion. Gene Ontology annotation, cellular component: integrin complex; external side of plasma membrane. Gene Ontology annotation, molecular function: integrin binding. The transcript is spliced from 21 exons.